GGCGCUGGUAGAGGUUUGUCCCAUCUUCCGCGUCCUAUUCGAAAGUUUGUCAAUCGCAAUCAAGAAAUUGAAGACAUUAAGAAACGUCUUCUCCCACACCCAGAAAACGACUGCAGUUGUGUCUUAGUACACGGUGCUGUUGGGAUGGGAAAAACAGCCACUGCUAUUAAAGCGGCACAUGAGAUUCGAGAUAACGACGAUAACACUACUGUCGUGUACAUCAACUGCAGUGUUGUCAAUUCAUGUGAUGAUCUUGCGGCGAAGAUUUCCCAGCAAAUCUAUCAUUUCCCUUUGAAUGAGUCGACUGCAGAAAUUAAAAGGAGGCUAAUAAGUGAGAAAGAUCUCCUCGUCAUAUUGCUGCUGGACAAUUUUCAAUACUUGGAUCCCCUGGAUCGCAAUGAGGAAGCCAACAUGAAUCCGGAGAUAACAAGAAUUGACCAAACAGAGGGGUUUAAAGUUAAAACGUUCAUCACAGAAAUCAUCACAGCCUCAACUAACGUCAAGCUGCUCGUUACCUCAUCAGUGUGCACGUUUUUCCCAGAAACAUGUCAACACAAAGUAAGCCUGCAUCCGUUAGAGAGGAGUGCAUCAUUUGAGCUUCUGAAGAACACCUAUUGUAACCCUCAGCUGGACGAAAAAAUUGCUUUCAAAAUAGCCGAUAUUUGUGAUGGUAUUCCGCUCGCCCUUAUUUCCUUGGCUUCUUGGCAAGACCAUCCACCCGAUCUUGUGCAAAUGAUGACCAACGCCAACCCAAGGGACAAAUUCAAGAAAUUUAUAACAAUUCCUAAAACUGACACAAGCAAGAAAAUAGACGUGUGCCUUGACGCUUGCUUUUACAGACUUGACCAGGAUCUACGACACACUCUUAUUUGUCUUUCGCUGUUUAAAGGACAUUUUACCAUGUCAACAGCUAAAGAAGUCUUCUGUUCAGAGGGGUUAGAAGGCCGCAUUUUGGAAUUGGCUAGUCGAUCUUUCUUAGAAAGAAACAUAUUAGGCCCUACAGAUCCCUGCUGGUACAGUCUUCUUGGAGUCCAAAAACUCUACUGCCAAAACAAGGCCCAAGAAGAAGGUGUACAACAAGUAUACGAGAACGGCCGAAAGCAUUUUAUCGACCACUUUCUCUUUCUUCUUGAAGAGGUUUUCAAGAAGUUCCUGAGCAAAGAUGCUUUUGAAGCUUGCGCUACAUUUCGUCAGGAAGUAGAAAAUAUCAUGCAGCUUCUCGACUGGUUCAAGAGUGGCGUCAUAGACGAAGAACGAACACUUAAGUGUAUUGAUGUGUUCAACGAAGCAGCCGAGCUACUUGCAAAGAUGAUGGGAGAGAAGCGAUUUAAUGCGGUUUUUAAUCUGCUGAAAGACAAGUGCCAACAGUUGCAAGAUAAAGAAAGACUGAGUGAUUGUUUUACUUCACUUGGGAUCAAAGAGGCAUUCAGUUGUUUCUUUUCCCCUCAUUUGUCAGUUGAAGCAGGGAAGAGAGCUAAAAAUUACUUUAUGGAAGCCGAUAGAAUCCAGACCGACCUUUCAAUUGUUACCGGUAACAGCAGAGCCCAAUGCCUUGCCAAAUAUGGCCGUUGUGUCUCCAUCAUAGAUGGCAACUUUGCCGAAGGAAAGGGGAUGAUUCAAAAAGCAAUCGCUAUUCGUAAGAAGCAUGGAGAAGAGGAUAGAGUCAUGUUAGGUGCAACAUACAACGACUUGGCAGGUGAGCCUAAGGCCGCAUUUAUAUGGAGAAAACUUGUCCCAGUUGGAAGGGCUAUCCUCCCAGCCGAGUCAACUUUAGCGGACAUUUACAUGGGAAAAAGGAUGAUCGUUCUACCCAGCCAACUCGUACACGCUCUGAUUGUCUUACCUUGACCGAGUUGAUCUGGAUGGGCGAGCCAGAGUCAGGGUUCGGAAGAAAAGUUGGCCCGGCCAGGAGGGUGACCUGGCUAGGUGACAUGGGUCACCCUUUUAGCCGAACAAACGUUUUGUUUCUCAUGUAAACGGUCCGCCACGCUUUGUAAGGAAAUGUCUGAUAAGUUGGCUCGCCCAGGGAAGCCCCAUUAUGUGAAUCACCUUUCUACCAGGGGCAACGUUUCUCCGUAUAAAAGGUCGGGGUCUAAGUUCUUGCUUCACUAUGAGGGACAUUCCUUCAACCUCGUUUGAUUCGUUGUUCUUUGAAAUGAAGCUUCAUCCCAAUUUGAUUUUCAAUUUGCUUUGUCUCCAAGCUUAAAAACCACUUGAGCCUGAAUUUCAUUUUAACCUACAACACGUACAGAUGCAAACCGGUUAAAUAUUUUUUUUAUGAUCUUAAUGUUGAUAAUGUGAUAAGAUCUGAUAAUGUGCUACGUUGGAUUUAAUUUUUUGAAAAACCUUAAAACAAUAUAUCCAGCGACAAAAUUGUAAACGUCUCCUGUGUUGUAGUUGUGCUCUCCCUGGAAUCGGCACAUUAUCAACGACAUCGUGAACAAGAAAGAGCUAGUGCACUCCUUCAAGAAGCAGUACAAUGCAGAACACAUAAAACGCUUCGAAUAUACAGAGUAAAGCUGGGCGACCAUCCUUUUACAGCUACCAUUCUAAACAACCUGUCAAAAAACUACCGUGCUCUUGGAAAGUUUCAAGAUGCUCAAAGAUGUUCUCAGGAAGGGCUGAAAAUUCGGAGCGAGUUCUUGGGGGAACACAUGGAAACUGCGUUGUCCCUAUAUGAGGUUGCAUUGGUUCUUAAAGAAAACAAUGAGUUACAGGCAGCGAAAACUAACCUUGAGCAGUGUUUAGCUAUGCAGGAGAAGGUGCUGGAUGAGAAAAACAAGGAUCUCAAAAGGUAA
Molecule: messenger RNA, 2798 nt
Organism: Porites evermanni
Lineage: Eukaryota; Metazoa; Cnidaria; Anthozoa; Scleractinia; Poritidae
Source: the annotation of a GenBank genome assembly